AUGUCGGGAGCGGGAGAUUCUGGUGGUGGUGGUUGGGGCAAAGUGGUGACACACCUUGAUGCGGCGGCGUCGUGCUAUCUGUCUUCUCCCGGCGUCACACCUCUAGAGGUGUACCUGACGAAGGUUGAAGAUGCCGCUAUUUCUUUGGCGCAAGAAUUUGGGGCUCUGGUUUCGUCCUAUGAGGAGCAUGCGUCUCGGGCUGGGCGGGCAACGCUGGAGUGCAGCACCGCUCUUCUUCAAGGCACUGUCUUCCUUGAAGAACAGUUGCGUGAGGCGAUGGCUUUGGCCAACGGUGUAGUGGAGGGGAUGACAGGCAUUGCAGCUGCUGUAAAGGGCAUGGAGGAUCUCUUGAGCGAAGCACGAAAAGUUGCUCAAGAUGUAUCACUGGUCGAGGACGCGAUAAAGGCGGCGGAAGCUGCGAAGGGCAGGGAUGCUAAUAGUUGA
This is a messenger RNA of Trypanosoma cruzi, 444 nucleotides long. RefSeq lists its product as uncharacterized. The coding region runs from base 1 to 444 and encodes 147 amino acids. The transcript has a single exon. The record is from RefSeq and is a predicted model, not a curated record. Lineage: Eukaryota; Euglenozoa; Kinetoplastea; Trypanosomatida; Trypanosomatidae.